UUGCUCUGACUAACUCCUUCUGGUGGUGCCCGCCCAUCUCUUUUGUCACAGUGACUGAGAGAAGAGCGAUGGGAAACUGAUAAUUCAGAGCAAGACACCCGAGCCGCAGCUUUCGGUCCGGGGGGGGCGCAAGCACCAGCAGACUCGGGCGGACUACCAGACCUGGUGGCCUAAUCCAAGACUGAACCCAAACCAGUGACAGACUGAAAACCAUGACGGCCAUCAAUGCACCUCAGGACAAAUACCACGCAGUAUGGAUUAUUUUCUUCAUCCUGGGUUUGGGAACCCUCCUACCAUGGAAUUUCUUCAUGACGGCAACAGUGUACUUCACAAGCCGGCUGAAGGAGCCCUCGGCCAACCACACCAACGGCACCUCAGAGCGAACUCUGCUGGAAUCAAAGUUCAACAACGUCAUGACGCUGUGUGCCAUGGUGCCUCUGCUCAUUUUCACCUGCCUCAACUCCUUCCUACACCAAAGGAUCCCUCAGAAGCUGCGUAUCUCAGGCAGCUUGACCGCCAUCUUCGUAGUUUUCAUGCUGACAGCUAUCCUGGUCAAAGUGGAGAUGGAACCGCUGCCCUUCUUCACCCUCACUAUGAUUAAAAUUGUCUGCAUCAACUCGUUCGGAGCCAUUCUUCAGAGCAGCCUGUUUGGGCUCACAGGGAUUCUGCCCGCCUCCUACACCACGCCCAUUAUGAGCGGACAGGGGCUGGCUGGCACCUUCGCUGCCUUCUCCAUGAUCUGCGCCCUGGCCACUGGAUCAGAACUGCAGGACAGUGCUUUUGGUUACUUCAUCACAGCCUGUGUUGUUAUUCUUCUGGCCAUAGCUUCGUACUUCAUGCUGCCCAAGAUGGAGUUCUUCCAGUACUACAUGGAGAGUAAUAGAUCGGGUCCAUCUGCUGAUGAGGAGAACAAGAUGGAUCUACUGAAGAAAGAAAACCAAGAGGCGAACCCGUCGGGCAUGAAUCUGACGGAGGAGGAGACCAGUGCCGGCCGUUCUGUCUUCAACAUCUUCAAACAGAUCUGGGUGACGGCUCUGUCCGUCUGCUUCAUCUUCACCGUCACCAUUGGAACGUUCCCAGCCGUGACCGUCGAUGUCAAGUCCACGGUAGCCAACGGCGGCAGCUGGGAAACGUACUUCAUCCCCGUGUCGUGUUUCCUCCUCUUCAACGUGAUGGACUGGGCUGGCAGGAGUCUGACGGCCGUCUGCAUGUGGCCGGGUAAGAACAGCAUCGGUCUUCCUGUCCUGUGUGGCCUCAGGGUGAUCUUCAUCCCGCUCUUCAUGCUCUGCAACGUCCAGCCUCGGUACAACUUCGCCGUGGUGUUUUCUCACGACGCUUGGUACAUCAUCUUCAUGAUCCUGUUCUCCUUCUCCAACGGAUACCUGGCCAGCCUCUGCAUGUGCUACGGACCCAAGAAGGUGCCACAGCAUCAGGCGGAGACGGCAGGCGCCAUCAUGGCCUUCUUCCUGUCCCUCGGCUUGGCGCUGGGCGCUGCUAUCUCCUUUGCGUUCCGGGCCAUGAUCUAAACCCUGAAAUUGAUGUCCGUCAGACCGCCUCCCCCCUCGUCCCCACGACUUAUCCCCAGCUCGUCCGCGUGGAGAUAAAACCGGAGAAGACUAGAGCCGCUCGGUCUUCCACGGGUUUUAGCAGGGACUCAUCCUGCCAACAAGAACUAAAAUGGGUCAAUUUAAUGUUUUUAUUUUAUUUUUUUUACUCUAUAUUCAGGAAAUUCAUUUCAUCUAAACCAAAUGUGUCACAAAAGUUCUAGAGGAUACGGACGGAUGUUUCGAGUAGUUCCCCUGAUGCAGCAUGUGCCAUCCUGUUCAUGACAACGUGGAAGUGGGGGGGGAUCAUGCAAAUGCUACAGAGCAAUAAUGCUUUUAUAACCUUUUAAAAUCCUUCAUAUUGAACUUUCAAGUAUGACAGAAACCUCAUUUAAGGCAUUCAGAUAGCGUCUGAUCACGGCUGUAUAAAUGUUGUAUAAUGCUGAGAGUCGGUGCUCUUCAACUUCGAUAUUUAUAACCAGUAUAUAUAAUUUUUAAGCUAAAUGAUGGUCUGACAGAUGUUUCACUUGAUGCUGGAGCGUUGGCUCAUUAAGAGUAAGCCAAAUACACAAAGACAGCACGGGAACACGAUGAACUCUGAAGGGAAGCUUCGGCACCACUCAGCUCCAUCACGCUCGUCUCCAUUUAGGCUUCCUUGUAACAAAUAAGAGCAGCAAAAACCAUGUAGAUUCAUUUCAUCCUCAAGAUUGUGCUUCCCCUCCCCCCAGUAAGCAGUGUUGUGGGUUCAGUGUUAGGUUUAGAUCACAGUUGCACCUGUUUGGAUCUGACAUCAUUUUUGACUUAAAUGGGAAUUGUUUUUCAUUCAAAUCUUAAGCCCGCAAUGUAUUUUAUUUUGUAUCGUUACACAAAUCAUAUAUUGUUUUUAUGGUCAAUGCAACAUGACAACGAAUGAAUGCAAAAUACCAUGCAGCUAUUUGUGACAUGAAAACUUAAAAGAUUUAAAAAAGCGAUCAAACUUAAAAAAAAGUUGGGAAGUGUGCCAUAUGUUAUGCUUCAUUUAAAAUUAGGUUUUUAUACAAGCAAUACUUUGUCUUCCAAAUAAUAGGCCGGUCAGUGUUAUUUUUGUUAGAAUCUACUGGUCUUUUUUUUUUAAGUCGGCUUUAAUUGUACAGUAGUGACCAGGUAUAGACCACCGGUUGUACACAUUUCAACAACCAGCUUUAAAAGCGCGGUGUAGGUGUCUGUGUUUCAUAGCUAUAGGCUUCUUUACAGUAUUGCUUCACGUGAGAGAAAUAAAUGUACUUUUUCAAAAA
Molecule: messenger RNA, 2818 nt
Organism: Fundulus heteroclitus (mummichog)
Lineage: Eukaryota; Metazoa; Chordata; Actinopteri; Cyprinodontiformes; Fundulidae
Product: equilibrative nucleoside transporter 1
Exons: 13
Coding region: 213-1526 (437 amino acids)
Biological process (GO): nucleoside transmembrane transport; uridine transmembrane transport
Cellular component (GO): plasma membrane
Molecular function (GO): nucleoside transmembrane transporter activity
Source: RefSeq, a predicted model, not a curated record